AUGUUGACAACACUGUCAGGUAGAGGCUCUCGGGUCCAAUCUUCUUAUGUUUGUUCUGCUUGCUUAGACACGCUUCGCGAUCCCUCCAACCAGCUUCAUCUCGCCCCCGGUCGACGAGUUCCUGUCAGGUCCUUCCAGUCUAGCAGAAAGUCGCCUGAGAGGUUGUUGACUAUUAAAAGGCCCGGAGAUCCCAAGAAAGCGCGUUCCCUUCGACAAGCUCGAGACAAGGCCGAGGAGAGCCAGGCAGAAAGUUGGGAUAAACAGUUGCGCAAGCUGAAAGAAGCAUUUGUCGCCGAACAAGAUGGAGGCGACUUAACCCUUACAAAAGAACAGAGGGGUGAUGUUGUUGGGAGUUCAGAUACACCGCCGAAGCCUAGCAAGCAGAAGAAGAAGAGCGAUAAUGUUGCUGGGAGUUCAGAUACGUCGACGAAGCCUAGCAAGCAGGAGGAAAAGAGCGGUGGUGUUGGAAGUGCUAAUACAUCGCCGAAGCCUAGCAAGCAGAAGAAAAAGCCCGAAAGCCCUACCAAGACGAACGACAAGACCGGUGCGACAGCGAGCGCCGGGUUAGAAGCAUCUAACAUUGAAGAUGCGUUCGAACGGAUUGGUAACAAAUUGACGCUGAAGAAGUCUCCCAGAGAUGAAGACAUACACGCCGCCAAGAAACAGGCCGACCCGAAGAAUAAGGGAUCAAUAGGGCUCCAGGUCGAUGCCACUGCUAAAAGUGGCAUUGUACUGCCCCCACGACCUAGUCAAAGCGCACUGAGAAAACGACGAUUAGCUCUACACAAGAAAGACGGCAGGCAUCGCGUCGGGAAAGGAUCCAAAUCUAAAGCGGCAAAGUUUAGUGUGGUGAGAGCUGUGAAGGCCACAACUCAUAAUGCAAUUGAAGGCUUGUCAAGCAACGGAAGGGUAGUUGGGACCAUCGACACCUCAGCUUUGAAACUUAACGCUGUUGACCGCGAGCUUCCCCCCGUUCCGCGUCUAUCUUAUGGUCUUGAUAGAGUGUUGUUCAAUCCCGGUGUCUAUCAUCUUCAAGAUCCUAGAUCUCAGGUGUACAAUUUCGACCCCUACCUCCAAAAAAUCAUGCCUGUAGCCGAAUUCGACUUUACACUUCUGAAAAGGUUCGUAACGUCGUCAAGGGAUCAGAAUCUGCUCCAGGCCACCAAGGACGAGGGAAAGAAGUAUACUGGAUCAACAUCAAGCAUGACGUCAGCUCUGUCACAUUUCCAUUAUUUGCUUUCCCAGUGGCGGCCUAUCAAUGUUGGAAACUUGACCAAAAACUUUCCCACUGACUCGGACAAUUUUACCACAUUUUCACGUAUACCUGCCGCCAUGUUCCUUAGGUGGAAAGAUGGCGUAUAUGCCAUAGACGCCGACAAAGAGUUUGACACCUCGAAUGUAUUGAGCAUGCUGGGUCAAUCCAUGGAAAAAUUGCUCACCUUGUCGACAGACGAUUAUGAAAAGUAUCGUAAAAGUAACUCUGAGUCCGUCUCCGAAACCAGUCGGACCGAAUCAGAAGCAUACCAUUAUUCCACGAUGGGCGAUUUCCUGAUGAGAUCUCAGCUCGAUGCCUACGAUCCCAGGGUUCCAGGAUCUGGCAUGUUUGACUUGAAGACCCGGGCAGUCAUUUCGAUUCGAAUGGACGUCGCGGCGUAUGAAGAAGGCAAAGACUACGAAAUUCGUAAUCGUCAUGGCGAAUGGCAGUCUUUUGAGAGAGAAUAUUAUGAUAUGAUUAGGGCUGCUUUUAUGAAAUAUUCACUACAGGUCAGAAUCGGACGCAUGGAUGGCAUCUUUGUUGCAUUUCAUAACACGCAGCGCAUUUUCGGCUUCCAGUAUAUCAGUCUACCUGAAAUGGACCUUGCUUUACAUGGCACGGAUGACCUAACACUGGGAGAUUCUGAGUUUAAAACCAGUCUCCAACUUCUCAAUACUGUGCUAGAUCGUGCAACGGCUAGGUGGCCUGAGCAGUCUUUGCGGCUUUUUGUAGAAACCAGAGGAAAGAAGGGCGAUCCAACUUACAUGUACAUUUUCGCUAAGCCAGUGGAAGAGUCGAGGAUUGAAGCAAUUCAAAGUUCUAAUAAGGCAAAGAUCGAAGAAUUCGAACGCCGAGUUUUGGGCUUAAGCAGCGAGGAUCCGGAAUCGGUUGAGCAAGUCGUGUCAGAAUGGGAGGCUUUGCGGUCAGAUAUCCAGAAUAAUCUGGUCCAGGACGAAGAUGACACGGGAAGUUCUGUUGGCACGAAAGCCCCCGAAGAAACUGUUCAUGUCAAUGAGGAGGCCCCGCCUUCCCCAUGGAACGAUCGUAACACAGAGAUCGCAUCCUCAACUGAAAGCGUAGAGGAUAUUACCAAUGAGGUCCGUGAAGCGGAGAGACAAUCGGUUGACAAGCCGACCGGAAGGUCUUUAUCAGAGACGUUAUGGAAUUUAAUACCUAGUUUCAGGAAAGCUAGUGCCGAAUCGUCUAUAUCAGAAGCUCCUAGUGCUAGCACAUCUUCGGUAGAUGACACCAAUGCUCAAUCAGGGCCGUCCACUUCUGACACAACCACCGCCAGUAAUUCCAACCAAGAAUUCAUCGACGAAGACGCCGCACAACCGGAGGAUUCCGUGGAUGGAAAAAUCAAAGACUUGACAUCUGAGGAAGAGAACUCCAACGACGCUGAGUUUGCGGCAAAUGCGUCCAGCGUAACAGCGUCUUCUGAUAAGAGCCCACCCGCUGAGUCCCAGUCCAAUGUCUUAGCGAUGUAUCUUACCAUUCGCAAUAAAGUCAACGGAGGGGUUGUCACUAGGCCAAACAACCUUCAGAGUUCAGACACAUGGACUGUCGAAUACGCCCUAGCAGAGGUUGCAGACCCCAAAAAGGCCAAGUUGCUUUACGAUGCUUGCAAGGUACGACGCAAGAUGGUGUAUUAUAGAUCUAAAGAUGGAGAGACACUUUGGAAUCAGAAAUUUAUGGCGGACAUCAGGAGGUAUACCGCGGAGGGGAAAGCUCACAGACAGAGAGCAGACAAAUCGCAAACGUCCGAACCACCUAAGGUUUUGAAAAUCGACCCAGAAGAUUUGAAAAAUUGGCAAAGGUGGACCGAGAAGAGAUCGCCAGAGGAGAAAAGGGAACAGUAA
Molecule: messenger RNA, 3114 nt
Organism: Glarea lozoyensis ATCC 20868
Lineage: Eukaryota; Fungi; Ascomycota; Leotiomycetes; Helotiales; Helotiaceae
Exons: 1
Coding region: 1-3114 (1037 amino acids)
Biological process (GO): mitochondrial RNA 5'-end processing
Cellular component (GO): mitochondrion; mitochondrial envelope
Source: RefSeq, a predicted model, not a curated record